AUGGCUUCAUUCCGGGAUAUAGGGGUUGGAGCAGCCAUCAAUAUCCUCAGUGCCUUCGUUUUCUUUAUAGUAUUUGCAAUUCUUAGGCUUCAGCCCUUGAACGACAGGGUAUACUUUCCAAAAUGGUAUUUCAAGGGAGUAAGAGACAGUCCCACACGCUCUGGCACAUUCGUGAGUAAGUUUGUCAAUCUAGACUAUAGGUCAUAUGUGAGGUUUCUGAAUUGGAUGCCGGCAGCAUUGAACAUGCCGGAACCGGAGCUUAUUGAUCAUGCAGGAUUGGAUUCUGCUGUUUACUUGAGGAUAUACUUGAUAGGGCUUAAAAUCUUUGUUCCAAUAGCACUCGUUGCAUCAGCUAUUUUGAUACCAGUUAACUGGACAAAUAACACUUUGGAUAUUGAUGCUAAGAUUAACAACAUUACUUCUAGUGACAUUGAUAGGCUCUCUAUUUCAAAUAUCCCAGAUAACUCUGAAAGAUUGUGGACUCAUAUAGUGCUGGCGUAUGCCUUUACCUUUUGGACAUGUUAUGUGCUAAAGAAGGAGUAUGAGAAAGUUGCCUCAAUGCGCUUGCAUUUUCUUGCAACUGAAAAACGACGACCAGACCAAUUUACGGCACUUGUCAGAAAUGUUCCACCAGAUCCAGAUGAAUCUAUGAGUGAGCUUGUGGAGCACUUUUUUCUGGUCAACCAUGCGGAUCAUUAUCUUACUCAUCAGGUGGUGUACAAUGCCAACAGACUUGCAAAAUUGGUCAAGAAGAAGAAAAAAAUGGAUAACUGGCUUGUCUACUACCAAAACAAACUUGAAAGAAGCAAAACUUCAGUGAGGCCCUUGACUAAGACUGGUUUUCUUGGGCUUUGGGGAAAGAAAGUUGAUGCAAUUGAACAUUAUCAAUCUAAGAUUGAGAAAUUGAGAAAGGAAAUAGCUGAAGAAAUGGAGAGGGUUGCAAACGAUCCCAAAUCUAUCAUGGCAGCUGCCUUUGUUUCCUUUAAAAGCAGAUGGGGCGCUGCUGUUUGUGCACAAACUCAGCAAUUUAGAAAUCCAACUAUUUGGGUGACCGAAUGGGCUCCAGAGCCACGCGAUGUAUACUGGCCAAAUCUGGCUAUUCCAUAUGUUUCACUCACAGUUAAGAAGCUCAUCAUGGCUGUUGCAUUCUUUUUCCUAACCUUCUUUUUCAUAAUCCCUAUUGCAAUUGUACAAUCUAUUGCAAGCCUGGAGGGUCUUGAGAAAGCAGCUCCAUUCCUAAAGCCCAUUGUCGAAGAGAAGUUCAUCAAGUCAGUCAUUACAGGCUUUCUGCCUGGGAUUGCACUGAAGUUGUUUCUGAUAUUUUUGCCAACCAUACUGAUGAUCAUGGCCAAAUUUGAAGGGCAUACAUCUCUGUCUUCUCUUGAGAGGAGAGCAGCAUCUAGAUACUAUCUCUUUGCUUUGGUGAAUGUAUUCCUUGGUAGCAUUAUAGCUGGAUCGGCACUUGAACAGCUAAAAACUUUCAUGCAUCAAUCACCUUCUGAAAUUCCAGAGACAAUUGGCGUCGCAAUCCCUAUAAAAGCAACUUUCUUCAUAACAUAUAUAAUGGUUGAUGGGUGGGCUGGUAUCGCCGCAGAGAUUCUAAUGUUGAAGCCCCUGAUAAUGUAUCACUUGAAGAAUACAUUCCUGGUGAAGACUGAUAAGGACAGGGAAGAGGCAAUGGAUCCAGGAAGUAUUGGUUUCCACACUAGGGAGCCUCGUAUACAGCUUUACAUCUUACUGGGCCUUGUAUAUUCUACAAUGACACCAGUUCUACUCCCAUUCAUAGUUGUUUUCUUUGGCCUGGCUUAUCUUGUGUUCCGUCAUCAGAUCAUAAAUGUUUACAACCAGGAAUAUGAAAGUGCUGCAGCAUUCUGGCCUGAUGUCCAUGGUCGCGUUGUGUCUGCAUUGAUUCUCUCUCAAUUGGUUCUAAUGGGAUUGUUGAGUACCAAAGGAGCUAAAAUAUCUACACCAUUUCUUCUUCCACUUCCAAUAAUGACCGUAGCGUUCUAUAAGUAUUGUGCAGGUCGCUAUGAACCUGCAUUUGUUAGAUAUCCAUUACAGGAAGCAAAGAUGAAAGAUACUCUGGAACAUGCCAGAGAACCAAACCUGAACUUGAAAGGCUACCUUCAAAGCGCAUAUGUGCAUCCAGUUUUUAAAGAGUGUGCUGAAGAUGAUGAUGAAGAGGAAAAAGCUCUGUAUGAGACCGUGAUUGUGGCCACAAAACGCCAAUCCAGGCGGAACACGCCAGUGCAAAGCAAAAUGACUGGAGGAUCCACGUCGCCGUUGCCAGAUGCUGCUCAUGAAGAUCUACAGCCUUGA
This is a messenger RNA of Fragaria vesca subsp. vesca, 2319 nucleotides long. RefSeq lists its product as uncharacterized. Gene Ontology annotation, molecular function: calcium-activated cation channel activity. The transcript is spliced from 11 exons. Gene Ontology annotation, cellular component: plasma membrane. Bases 1 to 2319 code for a protein of 772 amino acids. NCBI's taxonomy places the organism in Eukaryota, Viridiplantae, Streptophyta, Magnoliopsida, Rosales, Rosaceae. The record is from RefSeq and is a predicted model, not a curated record.